AUGACUGCCGAGGGACAUAAUGUGGACGCCACGUUGAUGGCAAUAGGCCGUGAUCAUGGACACUAUUUUGUACGCAAAACGUUCGGUAAACCAACGUACUGUCACCAUUGCUGCGAUAAAAUCUGGGGUAUGCUCACACAGGGAUAUGCUUGUGAAGGUUGGUUCUUGAUUAUGCACAUGCGGCAAUCAGAUUAUCUUUAUUUGAUUGCAUCGAACCAACUCAGGAAGUUGGACCUCGAUCUUCCCUAUACCAACCUCCACUAG
Molecule: messenger RNA, 264 nt
Organism: Anisakis simplex (herring worm)
Lineage: Eukaryota; Metazoa; Nematoda; Chromadorea; Rhabditida; Anisakidae
Source: the annotation of a GenBank genome assembly